AUGCUGAGAUCUGUUGCAUUCGGCCAGGUUUGGCAAGGUAUGCGUCCAUGCCUGCAUCCAUGCAAACUUGUUAGAGUUUGGUUAUUUAUGUCAAAAAAAAAUUCUAUCCUUUAUUUCUUUGAGAUCAUUUAUUUUUCUACAUUUAUAGAAAAUUUUUUAAUAUCCAAUCAAGACAUAGGCCCAAAUAAAUUCAGUGAAUUACGAAGUAUCUAUAAAUACUACAUCGAUUCAUUUACUGCAUUGUAUCAGCUAAAAACGGAAAAUGAAGAAGAAUUAAAUUCAAUUUACAAAAUGAUCAAAGCAAUUCAUGCAGAAAAUACAAUUUAUAGAGCAAUUAUGAAUAAUGACAAAGAAAGAUUCAUCGCAUUCACUGAAAGAGAAGAAUUUGAUAAAGAUCAAAAACUUGAAAGCAGUUUAUAUCCAAAAUAUGGCUACAAUUCAUUACUUGAAUUAUGUUGUUACCAUGGAGCUAUUGAUUGCUUCAAGUUCUUAAGAAUGAAAUUCACCUCAGAAAUAACUACAAAAUGUCUAGAAUUUUCAUUUUUAGGAGGAAAUUCAGAGAUAAUGAGUGAAUGCUUGAAAUAA
Trichomonas vaginalis G3 is the source of this 585-nucleotide messenger RNA. Its product is annotated as protein of unknown function (DUF3447). The coding region runs from base 1 to 585 and encodes 194 amino acids. The transcript has a single exon. NCBI's taxonomy places the organism in Eukaryota, Parabasalia, Trichomonadida, Trichomonadidae. The record is from RefSeq and is a predicted model, not a curated record.